UUGCUAUGGGCAGGCUGACACCCUGAAGGCCGAGAUCCCCGGUGUAUUUUGAAUUUGCGUUUCCUCCGCGAGGUUUGUCCCUUCCCCCCGCCCAUCCGCCGGGGCCUGAGCCGCUGUUUCCAUGGAGUUGGACGAAGAGCCGAAGUUUAAACCCGCUGGGCCGGCCCCGGCGGCGUCCGCCGACCCGCCGAAGGCCGGAGAGGCAGCGGCGGCGACGACAGCGGCGACUCCGGCUGCCUCCUCGGGAAAAGCGGAGGCCGCAGUGGAACAGGAGGAGCCGGCGGCGGCGGCGGCGGCGCCGGGGGGCGGGGGCCAGGCGGCGGGAGAGAGCGCGGAGAGAGGCGCGGAGCCGCGGGGCGGCGGCGGCGCCGAGGAAGAGGAGGACGAGGACGGCGACGGCAGCCAGCAGGCCAAGAAACUGCGGGUCGAGCCGCCCAGAGACAAAAAGGACAAGAAGCAGAAAGUGGACGAAGACGAAAUCCAGAAGAUGCAGAUCCUGGUUUCAUCGUUUUCAGAGGAGCAGUUAAAUCGCUAUGAGAUGUAUCGCCGUUCUGCUUUUCCCAAAGCUGCGAUUAAAAGGCUGAUUCAAUCAAUCACUGGCUGCUCAGUUUCUCAGAAUGUAGUGAUUGCCAUGUCUGGUAUUUCAAAAGUCUUUGUGGGUGAAGUGAUGGAAGAAGCCCUGGACGUCUGUGAUAAAUGGGGAGAAACACCACCUUUGCAGCCAAAGCACAUGCGAGAGGCAGUACGACGACUUAAAUUACGUGGACAAAUCCCAAACACAAAGUACAAGAAGGUUUCAUUUCAUUAACAGGAGACCAGCACAAGUGAUUGAUUGUGUUGACUUUGAACCAAAACUUAAUUGAUCAUCAGUGAAUUAUACAUUUCCAUGGCUUGCUUCCCAAAUAGUUUUCUUUUUCUCCAGGCUGUUUCACCAAGUACGGGGACUCCAAGCAGGUUUGAUUAUUUUGAAAAGGGCAUUGGUCCAGAUUGAGAAAGAUCACAUUCUAGCAGAGUACAGAUACUCUGGAGUAGAUUAAAGUUUUGAAAACCUGUUCCAUUUGGUAAACCUCCAUAUUUUUGUUUUACUGGCUUACCCAAAACACUUAUGGUAGAAAUUUUAUUAUGUGUGAUUUGCUCCAAUCUGGCAGAGGGUAUUUGUACAUUGAGUUACAAAAGCAGCUAGGUUGAGGUGUUGUUAUUAACAAACUAUUUAACUUUCUCUCAGGAAGUGGAUGGUUGAAAAUUUGUAAAUACAGCAAUCUACAUGCAACUGUAAAUAUAACUAGAUUAGAGAUUAUAGUAUGCAUUUUAAUAUACUUGAAGAUUGUGUACUUCAGUAGUGAAUAACUGUGAAGCAGCAAUGGUAAAGCAAAUAAUUAGAGCAUUUCAUUGUUCAGAAUGAUAUGAAAAUUUAGAGGUACUCCCUAAAUACAGAAAGAACCAUAAAGUUUUUAAUGUAAAAUUGUCUGAUUUAUUGACAAAGUGCUAGUGAGGAGUUAAAUAGGACCAGAUUGACCCACUGCUACACAUGCACUUCUGGCGCUGGAUGUAGAGGGGCCAUCUCACUCAUCCACCACAUACUAAAUCCAGUUGUUUGGUCCAGCCAGCAAGUUAGUUUAAGUAUUUUUAAAAAUUACAAAGCUAUUCUGCUUUAGUUGAAUUAACCUAUCCCCUUACCAUCGCCAUCAUCGACAAUCAAUUAGAAAUGUGAUUCCCGAGCAUGGUGCUGAGGAAUCCCCACAGGAUUGUUUGAGCUCCAUGUGGCGUCCUUUGGAGGGAACUGAUAGAUUUGGCCUUGAGUCUGUAGAUCCUGAAUUUGCACAUUUCACAGCACAAGUCCGAGACUUGCCGUCAUUGGAUCAGCAGAACAUUGGCUGUUCCAAUUGGAAUUACAUAAAAAUAGCCAUAGUCUGGCUUUUUUUCUCCCCCAGUGGACAGCCAGUGUUAUAAAUUGAGUGCUAAAUGGGGGAAGUCAUGAUUUGGACUGGAAGUGUCAUCAUUUUUUGUAAACAGUAUUUUGGAUGUAGAUUAAAUUUUGCUAUUGACACCAGUAUAUAAAAGGCUAGUCAUGUUUUGAAUAAUCUCUUCCCCUGCCUUCCCUUUCCCAUCAAUAUAGCUGAAUAAAGAUGUGAAUUUCUAAGUGAACUGGUCUGCUGUAACAGUUUUAAUAAUUUGCUGUAGUCCUACUAAUUCAGACUUAAAAGUAAUUGUUAUGAGCAACAGUGUGUGUCUUGCAGUAGAUGUGUUUUACCAGAAGUUAAAUAAUUAACAGGGCAGGUGCAAGCUGCCGUUGGACAAAGUUCCUAAAUAAUACUUUCUCCCAGUUAAAAUGUAGUGGAAGUGCAUAUGUUACCCUUUAUUUCAAAAUAUCAUCUCUUCAACAUACUGGAUGGACUGGAACUGUGUUCAGACAUCUUGUAUAAUGUCAUGGAAUUUAGUGACCUUGGGUCACUGUUAA
Messenger RNA from Pristis pectinata (smalltooth sawfish), 2458 nucleotides. It is a transcript of the gene taf11, whose product is annotated as TAF11 RNA polymerase II, TATA box binding protein (TBP)-associated factor. NCBI's taxonomy places the organism in Eukaryota, Metazoa, Chordata, Chondrichthyes, Rhinopristiformes, Pristidae. The record is from RefSeq and is a predicted model, not a curated record. Gene Ontology annotation, cellular component: nucleus; transcription factor TFIID complex. The transcript is spliced from 4 exons. Gene Ontology annotation, biological process: transcription initiation at RNA polymerase II promoter; RNA polymerase II preinitiation complex assembly. Gene Ontology annotation, molecular function: transcription coactivator activity; protein heterodimerization activity. The coding region runs from base 122 to 808 and encodes 228 amino acids.